This is a messenger RNA of Staurois parvus, 300 nucleotides long. NCBI's taxonomy places the organism in Eukaryota, Metazoa, Chordata, Amphibia, Anura, Ranidae. The record is from the annotation of a GenBank genome assembly.
AGAAAGAACAGUAAAAAUGAAGGCAGGGCACAGGACAAAGCACUCGGGACAAAAUUGAAUUUAGUAAAUGUCACUUUUUGUCAUUUUCAAAUUUCCAGCCGUUCUGUCCCCGUACGUCCUGACGUCGCAGGGGAUGGAACCCAGAUGACAGAUGCCGGUAUCCGCCGGAGGACAUUGCCGGGGACGCUGCAGGGGGGACAUCGCGGGAGCGAAGGACAAAGUAAGAGAAGAACAGAACGCAGAGCAGCGCCGCAUGGUAAGCCCGAGUGUAGCUCGGGGUUACCGCUUGUGGUACUGAAA